Messenger RNA from Penicillium expansum, 675 nucleotides. RefSeq names its product GRAM domain-containing protein. The record is from RefSeq and is a predicted model, not a curated record. Gene Ontology annotation, biological process: positive regulation of DNA-templated transcription. Gene Ontology annotation, molecular function: chromatin DNA binding; transcription coactivator activity. Gene Ontology annotation, cellular component: nucleus. Bases 1 to 675 code for a protein of 224 amino acids. The transcript has 2 exons. Lineage: Eukaryota; Fungi; Ascomycota; Eurotiomycetes; Eurotiales; Aspergillaceae.
AUGCUCGAUGACCAAGACAACUUCGUCCGUCUUCCCAACGAACGUUUGAUCUACUCCUCUCCUCCUCGUACUAGUGUCUCUUUGACUCCGCCGUCUGGAUACAAAGGCGCAGAGAAACUUUCAAUCCAAAGCAGUGCCGGCUGCAUCCACCUCACCAACCAAAGAGUUGUCUACCUUCCAGCAUCCAAAAGCAAUGACUUCCAGUCCUUCUCGUCACCUCUCUUGAAUGUCCGUGACUCCCAUGUUUCUGCGCCCUUCUUUGGACCCAACGUAUGGACAGCUUUGGUGCAACCAGUAUCUGGAGGUGGCAUUUCACCAUCCCUAUCUGUCGUUCAGUUGAAAGUGACAUUCAAGGAAGGCGGAGCGUUUGACUUCCACACCAACUUCGAGCGGAUCAAGGAACGACUUGAACAGGCUGUUGAGAACACAAGCGAGGGCACUCGGGGACAACAAAACGUGGAUCUCUCAGCAGUUCAUUUGGAAGAGUUGCCUGCAUAUGAAGCUCCACCUAAUGCUAGCCAAAGUGCGAGACCCAGCCAGACACCAGAAGAGCCGCAAAGCAGUCGAGCAUCUGACACCGGUACUGAACCCGUGGAGCCGCCUCCAUGUUACGAGGAAGUCCAGUCGCAGAGUGUAGCCCACGAGCUAGAGGAGAGGCUGCGACGCGCCACCUAA